CUUCUAUCUAGCUCUAUGAAGCUCAAUGAAAAUUUAUCAGAAAUUCUAAAUAAUUGAUUUAAUCAGUUUUAAUUUAAGUAAUAUAGACUAUUUUUGUAUAAAAUGGAAACAGAAGUGAGAAACAAUCCAAAUUCCACCGAGGAAAUUGAUGAUAGAAUUGAAAUAGCUGAAGACUUCAAAAACCAAGCAAAUGAUCACUUCAAAAAGCAAGACUAUGAUUCUGCUAUUACAUUCUACUCAAAAGCAAUUGAAGCAAAUCCAAAAUCAGCCGUUUAUUACGGAAAUCGUAGUUUUGCCUAUUUGAAAUUGGAAUGGUUCGGAUACGCAUUAGAAGAUGCAACAAAAGCAAUCGAAUUGGACAAAAAUUAUAUAAAAGGUUACUAUAGAAGAGCCUCGGCCAAAAUGUCUUUAGGUAAAUUUAAGGAAGCAUUAAAGGAUUUUGAAUUAGUAACUAAAAUAAGACCGAAUGAUAAAGAUGCAAAGUUAAAAUUCAAGGAAUGUGAUAAAAUUGUUAGGAAAAUAGCCUUUGAAAAAGCAAUAGCUGUAGAAGAUAUGAAACAGAAUAUUGCAGAUACAAUCAAUUUGGAAGCAAUGACUAUAGAAAAUGACUACAAAGGACCCCAGAUAGAAGAUGGUAAAAUAACUUUAGAAUUUAUGAAGGAAUUGAUGGACUUGUAUAAAAAGCAAGGCAAGUUACAUAGGAAAUAUGCUUUUAAGAUUUUAUUAGAUAUCAAGACAUAUUUGAUGUCUCAACCUUCACUAGUUGAUGUUGCAAUUGAACCAAAUAAAAAAUUCACAGUUUGUGGUGAUAUUCAUGGACAAUUUUAUGACCUCAUGAAUAUAUUUGAGUUGAAUGGCCUACCUUCAGAAUCAAAUCCUUAUUUAUUCAAUGGAGACUUUGUUGAUCGAGGUUCUUUUUCAGUUGAGUGUAUCUUUACACUAUUUGGUUUCAAAUUACUAUAUCCUAACCACUUCUUCAUGUCCAGAGGUAAUCAUGAAAGUUCAACAAUGAAUGAAAUGUACGGUUUUCAUGGUGAGGUGAAAUCUAAGUAUUCUGCCAGAAUGUCUGAAUUUUUCAAUGAAGUAUACAAUUGGUUACCACUGGCUCAUUGUCUGAACAAGAAGAUUCUGGUGAUGCAUGGAGGUCUAUUCUCAAAAGAUGGGGUAACCUUAGAUGAUAUUCGUGAAAUAGAUCGUAAUAGGCAGCCCCCAGAUGAGGGUCCUAUGUGUGAUUUAUUAUGGUCAGAUCCACAACAUCAAAGUGGAAGGGCUCCUAGUAGAAGAGGUGUUGGCUGUCAGUUUGGACCAGACAUAACUGAAGCUUUCUUGAAAGAAAAUCAACUGGAAUAUAUAAUCAGGAGUCAUGAAGUUAAACAUGAAGGAUAUGAAGUUGCGCAUAAUGGAAAAUGCAUAACAGUAUUUUCUGCUCCUAACUAUUGUGAUACUAUGGCUAAUAAAGGUGCAUUCAUCAUUCUAAAUGGAAGUGACUUAACGCCAAAAUUCGUGACAUACGAAGCUGUGCCUCAUCCAGAUGUGAAAGCAAUGGCAUACGCUGAUGCCUUUUACUGUAUAUGAACAUCUUGAAAAGGCUGUUUCGCUGUUCAUACUACCAGUAGUACCUGUUAGGUUCAGUAACUUUUAAUUUACCACUUUCAAUAUGCUAAACAAAACAUCUGAUCAAACUCAAUCUUUUAAUAUUUAUUAGUAAAUUUCUAGAAUACAAUGUUUUUUUGUAUGAUGAAAUAAAUUUUCAUAGUAUUUUACCAAUUAACUCACCAUUCUGAUGAAAGGAAAAUCAAGUUUUGGAUUGUGAACAGAUUUAAUUGAAGAGUUUCUUCAUUCAGAGCUAUUAUUAUGUUAUAGCAAUUGCUGAACAAUUGAAUCAAUAAAAAAUUUUGAUUAUUAGUUA
Molecule: messenger RNA, 1909 nt
Organism: Harmonia axyridis
Lineage: Eukaryota; Metazoa; Arthropoda; Insecta; Coleoptera; Coccinellidae
Gene: PpD3
Product: serine/threonine-protein phosphatase 5
Exons: 8
Coding region: 103-1575 (490 amino acids)
Cellular component (GO): cytosol; nucleus
Molecular function (GO): protein serine/threonine phosphatase activity; protein binding
Source: RefSeq, a predicted model, not a curated record